AUGAAUACAAACAAAAAAAAAGUUAAGGGAGGAGCGGAGAAACUUCGACUCAAAAGAAAUGCUGAGUUAAAGGCAUCAGCUAGCCACCCGAAUCAAAAAAAAUUAUGCUUUGUGUCAAAAAGUAUUACCUCUACUACUUCGUUAAAUUUGAUUGUUGAUAAAGUAAAUUCUUCAAAAUGCUUCUCAAUCUUAGCUGAUGAAACGACUGAUGUAGCUACGAAGGAACAAUUAUCAAUAAGCGUGCGUUAUGUGGAUAAUGAUGAUAUAUUACAUGAAGAUUUUCUUCAAUUUUUUGAAAUAAACAGUUUGACUGGUUCAAGUUUAGCUUCAUCUAUAUUAGAUGGUUUAAAUGCUUGCGGUAUUGAUUGUGAACACUUGUAUGGCCAAGGCUAUGAUGGGGCCAGUAACAUGGCAGGGAAAUUCAAUGGUGUCCAAGCUGUAAUUAGAGAUAGCUAUCCAAAGGCACUAUACAUUCAUUGCUCUGCACAUUCUUUCAAUUUAGCAGUAUGUACAUCCAGUGAUAUAAAAUCUGUUAGAAAUUGUUUGGGAAUCGUUGAACGGCUUUAUAAAUACGAAUCAUUGAAUGAUUUUGUUGAAUUAUUACCAUUUGUGAUUAAAACACUUGAAAACAUUUCUUCUACGUGGGGUGUACCGUCUUCUGUAGAUGCUGAAGUCCUAUUAAAAAGUGCAUUGGAUUCAGAGUUCCUUAUUUCAUUAUAUGUUACUAAGAUUUUUUUUGCCUUUGGACUACCUGUAUGCAAACAAUUACAAAAAGAACGAAUAGAUUUAAAGCACACUAUAAAUAUUAUAAAAACAUUACUUCAGUCUUUAAAAGAAAUUAGAGAAAAUGCUGAAAAAGAAUUUCAAAUUUUAUUUGAAAAAGUAAAAAAUUUGGCAGAUGUUAUUGGCACUGAAAUAUCAAAGAAACGCACUGCUGGAAAACAAAUAAAUAGAGCAAAUCCCCAAGUAUCUUCGGUAGAAGAGUAUUACAGAGUUACAGUGUUUGUGCCGUUUAUAGAUAAUUUUAUCUGCCAACUAACUUCUAGAUUUUUAAAUCAUAAAAAUGUUUUUGAAGGUUUUGAAUGUUUGUUUAGUUCAUCUUUUACUGAUGAAGAAAGAUUGGCAUUUGAGAAAUUAGUUGAGUUUUAUAUACAACCAGUUGAAAAGGAUAAUUCUUUUGUAGAAUUAAAAAUAUGGAAAGUUAAAAUAAGCAACGGAGAUGUCAAUACCAAAACUGGAUUAGAAGCACUUAUGAACUGUUCGAAGACAGAUUUUCCAAACAUACAUUUUUUGAUUAAAAUAUUUUGUACAUUGCCAGUAUCUACAGCCACUCCAGAAAGAUCAUUUUCAACCUUAAAAAGGUUGAAAAGUUAUUUAAGAUCAACUAUGAAUGAAGAUAGGCUAAUUGGACUGGCAUUGAUGUCCAUUCAUCGGGACAUACCCAUCAACGUGGAUGCAAUUAUUGAUGAAAUGGCACUUACCCCUAGGAAAUUAGAUUUUGUUUUAUAA
Metopolophium dirhodum (rose-grain aphid) is the source of this 1509-nucleotide messenger RNA. Its product is annotated as zinc finger MYM-type protein 1-like. The record is from RefSeq and is a predicted model, not a curated record. NCBI's taxonomy places the organism in Eukaryota, Metazoa, Arthropoda, Insecta, Hemiptera, Aphididae. The transcript has 8 exons. The coding region runs from base 1 to 1509 and encodes 502 amino acids. Gene Ontology annotation, molecular function: protein dimerization activity.